This is a messenger RNA of Impatiens glandulifera, 2999 nucleotides long. Its product is annotated as protein argonaute 5-like. Bases 1 to 2952 code for a protein of 983 amino acids. Gene Ontology annotation, biological process: regulatory ncRNA-mediated post-transcriptional gene silencing. Gene Ontology annotation, molecular function: protein binding; RNA binding. The transcript has 22 exons. The record is from RefSeq and is a predicted model, not a curated record. NCBI's taxonomy places the organism in Eukaryota, Viridiplantae, Streptophyta, Magnoliopsida, Ericales, Balsaminaceae. Gene Ontology annotation, cellular component: cytoplasm.
AUGUCUGGAAGAAUUGGAGGAUGCGGAGGUGUAAGAGGUCAAUCUGACCGCACUGAUCAGCCUUUACCGCAAGCCGGACGUGGACGCUUUGGAGGAGGAAGAGGUCAAUCAGACCGCACCGAUCAAUCUUUACCGCAAGUCGGACGUGGACUUGGACGCGUCGGAGGAGGAAGAGGUCCAUACCGCUCCUACCUACCUGUACUGUCGUCUGCCUCUUCUUCAUCUACAGAUUCCUUAGCUGCAGAUGUCGAAAUGAAACUUAACUUAGCUUCACCUUCAAGAGCUGUUGAAACUCUACAAAAGUUGUCCCCUGCUUUUGAGACUCGGUCUCUUACACCUUUGACCGCGACAACCAGACUGCCGGAUAGACCAGGUUUCGGUAGAGCCGGUAAGAAGAUCUCGGUCCGAACCAACCAUUUUCCAGUUCAAUCAACUAGACGCGAAGUAUUUCAUUACGAUGUCACAAUCACUCCAGAGGUGACAUUGAAGAAAGUAUGCAGGGAUGUCAUGAAUAUUUUGAUAGACUCUAACAUGGAGUUGUAUCUGGGAAAUCGGUUGCCGGCAUAUGAUGGCAGCAAAAACAUUUACAGCUUGGGGCCACUUCCCUUUCAGUCCAAGGACUUCCCGGUGAAACUGCUUAAAAAGGAUGGAAAUAGAAGGAAGGAGAGUCACUUCAAUGUGGCAAUUAAGUUUGCUGCUAAAGUUGAUCUGUAUCAACUUCAAGCAUUCUUACAUAAGAAGCAAGGGAAUCUUCCUCAUGAGACAUUGCAAGCUCUUGAGAUAGUUCUUCGAGCAACUCCUUCGGUUAUGUACACUGCUGUUGAAAGGUCAUUCUUUUCACCAAGACUUGGUGCAAAGGGGAAAUUGGAUGGUGGCCUGGAGUAUUGGCAAGGGUUCUACCAAAGCCUACGACCAACUCAAAUGGGGCUCUCGCUGAAUAUUGAUAUAUCAGCAAGGGCAUUCUUUGACCCCAUCCUGGUGACAGAGUUUAUUCAACAAUAUCUUCACAUUGGAGAUCUGUCCAGGCCAUUAACUGACCAAGACUGUAAGAAAAUUCUGAAGGUCUUGAAAGGUGUGACUGUGAAAACGACUCACCUGAAGAAUGUCAUGAGCAAAAAGAUAGUUCGUCUAUCUCAACAACCAAUUGGUGAACUGAAGUUCACGUGUGAUGACGGUGUUCAAAAGAAGUAUGUGGUCCAAUACUACUUAGAAAGGUACCGUAUCACGCUUAGGUAUCCUUCCUUACCUGCAAUGCAGUAUGGAAGUGAUUCCAAGCCUAUUUAUCUGCCAUUGGAGCUGUGCAAAAUCGUGGAGGGGCAGAGGUAUACAAAGAAGUUAAAUGAGAGGCAGGUAACCACUCUUUUGAUGGCUACCUGUCAAAGACCCGUGCAUAGGGAACAAAACAUCAGACAGAUGGUCAGGAAAAACGACUACAACAAUGACAAGUUCCUGAACGAAUUUGGGUUGCAUAUACAGCCUGAACCUACAGUGGUUGAAGCAAGACUUCUUCCACCUCCCAUGCUCAAAUAUGAUGGGUCACAAGAGGCUCCAAGUGCGGGGCAAUGGAAUAUGUUGAACAAGAGAAUGUUUAACGGGGCCAAGAUAGAUUUCUGGACCUGUGUCAACUUCUCAAAAAUGAACCAAAAUCAGGUCGGCCAGUUCUGUUGGGACUUGGUGCAAACGUGCAUAAGUAAAGGGCUAAAAUUCAAUACGGAACCGAUGAUUCCCAUCCAUUUAGCCAAUCCUAAACACAUUGGAAGGGCACUAACCAGCAUCCACUCGCGAUGUAAUGAGCAGCUCACAAAGAUGAAGGCAAAAGGCAGACAUCUUCAGUUGUUGCUCGUCAUAUUGCCAGAAAUUUCUGGUUCAUAUGGGACGAUUAAGAAGGUUUGUGAGACAGAAUUGGGCAUUGUCUCUCAAUGUUGCCAGCCUAGGCAAGUUCUUAAGAGGACUUUGCCGUAUCUUGAAAAUGUCACUCUGAAGAUUAACAUCAAGGCUGGAGGACGCAACACCGUGCUUGCGAGUGCGUUGGAGAGAAAAUUGGAUUUUGUCUCGGAUAUGCCCACCAUCAUCUUUGGCGCUGAUGUCACUCAUCCUGCUCCAGGAGAGGAUUCAAGUUGUUCAAUUGCAGCGGUGGUUGCUUCGAUGGACUGGCCUGAGGUAACCACUUACAAAGGACUGGUCUCUGCUCAAAGGCAUAGAGAGGAAAUCAUCAGUGACCUCUAUAAAGAGGUUGAUGAUCCUAUAAGGGGGAGAGUUAAAAGUGGGAUGAUCAGGGAGCUGUUGAUUUCGUUUAAUCAGUCCACUGGUCAUAAACCACAAAGAAUAAUAUUCUACAGAGAUGGUGUUAGCGAUGGGCAAUUCAGCCAUGUUUUGCUCUAUGAGGUUGAUGCAAUUCGGAAGGCAUGUUCUUCUCUACAAGAAAAUUACCUACCGAGGAUCACAUUUGUGGUUGUGCAGAAGAGGCAUCACACUCGCCUCUUCCCAAUGACUCAUGGUGACAGACAUUCAACCGACCGGAGUGGAAAUAUUUUGCCAGGUACGGUUGUUGAUACAAAGAUUUGUCAUGUAAGGGAGUUUGACUUCUAUCUAUGCAGUCAUUCGGGUAUCCAGGGAACAAGCCGGCCAACACAUUACCAUGUGUUGUUUGAUGAGAAUAACUUCAGUGCAGAUGCAUUGCAAGGACUCACUAACAGCUUGUGUUACACUUAUGCGAGAUGCACUAGAUCAGUGUCUAUAGUUCCUCCUGCUUACUAUGCUCAUCUUGCUGCGUGGAGGGCACGCUAUUAUGUGGAAGGUUAUGUUGAAGGUGGUGUGGAAAGUGAUGUGGAAUGUGAUGAAGUUGAUGCUGAAUCCACUAGUGUCAGAGUGAACACAAGGGAAGGGGAUGCAGUUGUUCGGCCUUUGCCUAAUGUUAUGGAUAAUGUAAAGCAAUUUAUGUUUUACUGCUGAACAACAUUGUAAUAAGAUUUUUGUUGUAAUUUUAGUUUUUUGUUGUU